CUUGCCAGCUGGGGAGGUCUCAUGGCAGGGAUGCAGCUACUCCUGACCCUGACAGGGGUCCUAGCCACACUCAACCUUGCCCAGACCUGCAAGGGCACUGCCCCAGCCUCCCCCAGGACAGUGGAGACCUCAGUCCUUCGGGACUGCAUAGCAGAGGCCAAGUUGCUGGUGGAUACUGCCUAUAAUCAGACCCAGAGGAGUAUCCAGGAACGUCUUCGCAGUGGCUUGGCCAGCCCCAUGGACCUCCUGUCCUACUUCAAGCAACCAGGAGUGACCACCAGGAAAGUCAUUCGGGCCGCAGACUAUAUGCAUGUGGCCUUGGGGCUGCUGGAAGAGAAGCUACAACGCCAGGAUUCCAGACCCUUCAAUGUCACCGAUGUACUAACGGAACCCCAGCUGUGGCUGCUGUCUCAGGCCAGUGGCUGUGCCCUCCAGGACCAGGCUGAGAAGUGCAGUGACAAGUACCGCACCAUCACUGGGAGAUGCAACAAUAAGAAGAUACCCUGGCUGGGGGCCUCCAACCAGGCCUUUGCUCGCUGGCUGCCCGCCAGGUAUGAGGAUGGGCUGUCGCUCCCCUUCGGCUGGACCCCUGGCAAGAGGCGCAAUGGCUUCAUCCUCCCUCUUGUCCGGGCUGUCUCCAACCAGAUCGUGCGCUUCCCCACCCAAAGGCUGGCCUCCGAUCAGGGCCGGUCCCUCAUGUUCAUGCAGUGGGGCCAGUUCAUCGACCACGAUCUGGACUUCUCCCCGGAGUCCCCAGCCAGAGUGGCCUUCACUGUGGGUGUUGACUGUGAGAAGACCUGCGCCCAGGUGCCCCCCUGCUUUCCCAUCAAGAUCCCACCCAACGAUCCCCGCAUCAAGGACCAACAUGACUGCAUCCCCUUCUUCCGCUCAGCACCCUCGUGCCCCCAAAGCAGGAACAAAGUCCGAAACCAGAUUAAUGCACUCACCUCCUUCGUGGAUGCCAGCAUGGUGUAUGGCAGCGAGGUCUCUCUGGCCCUGCGGCUCCGCAACAAGACCAACCACCUAGGGCUGCUGGCUGUCAACCAGCAUUUCCGCGACAAUGGCCGGGCCCUGCUGCCCUUCGACAACAUGCGUGACGACCCCUGUCUCCUCACCAACCGCUCUGUGCGCAUCCCCUGCUUCCUGGCAGGUGACUCCCGAUCAACGGAAACUCCCAAACUGGCAGCGAUGCACACCCUCUUUGUGCGAGAGCACAACCGGCUGGCCACUAAGCUGAGAUGCCUGAACCCCCAGUGGAGUGGGGACAAGCUGUACAAUGAGGCUCGGAAGAUUGUGGGGGCCAUGGUUCAGAUCAUCACCUACCGGGACUUCCUGCCUCUGGUUCUGGGCAAGGCCCGGGCCAGGAGAACCCUGGGGCCCUACAAGGGGUACUGCUCUAAUGUGGACCCGCGUGUGGCCAAUGUCUUCACUCUGGCCUUCCGCUUUGGCCACACCAUGCUCCAGCCUUUCAUGUUCCGCUUGAAUAGCCAAUACCGGGCCUCAGCACCCAACUCACUUGUCCCACUUAGCUCUGCCUUCUUUGCCAGCUGGCGAAUUGUAUAUGAAGGUGGCAUUGACCCCAUCCUCAGAGGCCUCAUGGCCACCCCUGCCAAGCUGAACCGUCAAGACUCCAUGUUAGUGGAUGAGCUUCGGGAACGGCUGUUUCGGCAAGUGAGGAGGAUUGGGCUGGACCUGGCGGCUCUCAACAUGCAACGCAGCCGGGAUCACGGCCUUCCAGCAUACAAUGCUUGGAGGCGCUUCUGUGGGCUUUCCCAGCCCCGGAAUUUGGCACAGCUUAGCCGGGUGCUGAAAAACCGGGAUUUGGCAAGGAAAUUCAUAAAUCUGUAUGGAACGCCUGACAAUAUUGAUAUCUGGAUUGGGGCCAUUGCAGAACCUCUUUUGCCAGGGGCCCGAGUGGGGCCUCUUCUGGCUUGUCUUUUUGAGAACCAGUUCAGAAGAGCCCGAGCUGGAGACAGGUUCUGGUGGCAGAAAUGGGGUGUUUUCACCAAAAGACAGCGUGAGGCCCUGAGCCGGAUUUCCUUGUCUCGAAUUGUGUGUGACAAUACUGGUAUCACCACCGUUUCAAAGGACAUCUUCAGGGCCAACAAGUAUCCCCGGGGCUUUGUGAGCUGCAGCUCUAUCCCCAGGUUGAACCUGUCAGCCUGGAGAGGCACAUAAACCCUCUGCAGGUAAGAGCAGGCCUUCUCUAGCAGCUCUGGGCUGGGGCAGGCCCCCACCUUCCCUGGACAGGACAGCUGAGUCCUCUUAGGUGUCUAGGCAGAACAGAACUUGUCACUAGGGCAGGGGUCUCUUCCUGUCUGCCUUUCCAGUGUGCUUUUGGGCUGAUAAUUAAUCCUGGGGCCACAGACUUUGGAGGACAAUUAGGAAAUGCCCAACUAUCCUCAACCCGGUCACUAACACCCUCAAACAGCUCCAUUUCUGGACAUCCAGCAAAUUCCUCAUUUAGCCAGGUCUGUUAUUUCCACAGGAGUCUAUCCCAGCCUCUAAGCCUUGGAGACAAAGGGAAGUGGAAAACCAUGAGGCUGCCUUCUCCUUCUGGAGCAGCUGUAUCCUGCUGAUGCUUUGCUGGCUUCACCUCUGAGUUGGGUUCCUUGGCUGGGGGUGACAGCUGGUGCUCCUACCAAUAGUGGACUCACUUGCCUUAGGAACUUCUAAAGCAGUGGUUCUCAACCUUCCUGAUGCCGCGACCCUUUAAUACAGUUCCUCAUGUUGUGGUGACCCCCAACCAUAAAAUUAUUUUUGUUGUUAUUUCAUAACUGUAAAUUUGCUGUUAUGAAUUAAAAUGUAAAUAUCUGAUAUGCAGGAUGUAUUUUCAUUGUUACAAAGGGGUCGCGACCUACAGGUUGAGAACUGCUGUUAAGGUAUUAGGUUAUGAAUCAGUGCCAGGUGAACCAAGCCAUGCAGCCUUGAGGUGCAGGCAAGAAGUGCUAGCUACCAGCUCCUUUCUUCUGUUUCCUAGCCCUCUGAGCCCUCCCCCACCUGAAUGGGAGACCACAUAGUCCCA
Nycticebus coucang (slow loris) is the source of this 3025-nucleotide messenger RNA. It is a transcript of the gene EPX, whose product is annotated as eosinophil peroxidase. Lineage: Eukaryota; Metazoa; Chordata; Mammalia; Primates; Lorisidae. The transcript has 12 exons. Gene Ontology annotation, biological process: response to oxidative stress. Gene Ontology annotation, molecular function: heme binding; peroxidase activity. The record is from RefSeq and is a predicted model, not a curated record. Bases 22 to 2178 code for a protein of 718 amino acids.